This is a messenger RNA of Rotaria sordida, 267 nucleotides long. The record is from the annotation of a GenBank genome assembly. NCBI's taxonomy places the organism in Eukaryota, Metazoa, Rotifera, Eurotatoria, Philodinida, Philodinidae.
AUGAAUACAUCAGAUAUAUUUAAUAAUGAAACAUUUAUAAUAACAACAACAACAACAAUUCAAAGUAUUCAAAAAUAUUAUGUAGAAAAUCCAUUUGAUUCGUGGUAUAUUGGUGGUCUUAUAUUUAUGGUGACUGUUAUUUUAGUGUUACUUUAUGCAAAUUUUUAUCAAGAAAAUUCUUUUCAAAUUUUAUGGACUCGGUUAUUAUUAAAACUUCAUAUAAUACAACCAUCAUCAAUCGAUUCUCGUCAAGGGACACGUUGUUGA